CCAGCGCUGAGAGCCAUCGACGAGGAAGUAUAAAUGAACCUGCGAUGUGGAAGAAGGAGAGCCGCUCGUCUCUGUAGCUCCUGCAGAGAUAGAUCGUCACCCGACAAAACGCGCGCACCGAGAUGUCGAUGGGAUAAUAUCAGCAAUAAUGUGCCUUAUUGGCUUCGCGGCAGUGAGGUUUGUGGAGAGAAGUGAGACGGGGGAGGAGGAGGGGUAGACAGCCUGGCAGACAGGUGCGCGUUGAUAGUCUGUUUCAUUUUCUCUCGGUCCGUUUAAGUGAUAGAGCCAUGGAUACCCGUAAGGAAAGCAAGGUAAGAAGACAACCCAUGAAACCCAAAACGACGAAGCCAAAGGAGAAGAAAUACAAAUCUGGUAGGUUUACUAGACGGAAAUCGCUUCGAUCUUUUGGGAAUUUCAUGGGAAGGAUCCUUAAAACUUUGGGCACUUUAGCGCACUUUGGCGACGCGGAACAGCAGGACGCAGAAGACGACGACGGCGGUUUCGGGCAAAGCGCGUCGGGUGGUUUUAAAGAUAACUGUUCGCAGAUCUCCAGGGAAGGAACCGUAAAGAAGAGCUCCACGGUUUCGUCCAUUCACGGCUCGGUGAAAGACAGGCUGUCGUGGUGCUACGGCGACAAGACCCCGGGAGUGCUGGGACUGAAGAACCACGGCAACACCUGUUUCAUGAACGCUGUGGUUCAGUGCCUCAGCAACACGGACCUGCUCGCCGAAUACCUCGGGUUGGAGCAGUAUAAGUCGGAUAUUUGCCUCCAGAGGGUUAACGGGGAGGUGAGAGGAGCGGAGUCGCAGACCGCCAGGGGAGAGGUGACAGAGCAGCUGGCGUCGCUGGUUCGAGCGCUUUGGACACUGGAGUACACGCCGCAGCUGUCUGUGGAGUUCAAGAGCAUUGUGGCCAAAUAUGCAUCUCAGUUUCGUGGAAACUCUCAGCAUGAUGCCCUCGAGUUCCUCCUCUGGCUUUUAGAUAGAGUUCAUGAAGAUGCCAAUUCCAGCCCUGACAACAACAACAGCAGCACCAAGACCAAAGCCAAUGCCAAGGGGGCAAGUCCAUUGGAUCAUGCUUCCAGUCCCAGUGUAGCCAGCAUACAGCAACCUCGAGGGCGAAACAGUUUUGUCCACGAACACUUCCAGGCUCAGUACAGGUCUUCUCUGACGUGCCCCCAUUGCCUUAAGCAGAGCAACACCUUUGAUCCAUUUUUAUGCAUCUCUCUGCCUAUUCCUCUACGACAAACCAGGCCAAUGUGUGUGACGUUGGUGUUCAACACAAAGGGUCAGAGGCAUCUGCGAGUGGGGCUGGCUGUACCGCUGUUUGGCUCCCUGUCCAGUCUGAGAGCUUUGGUAGCAGCGGAGGGCAACAUCUCUCCUGACCAGGUCAUCCUGGUGGAGUUGUAUUCCACGGGGUUCCGGCGUUCCUUCUCAGAUGAAGACGACCUGACUGCAAUUGCUGAUAGCGAUGUUGUCUAUGCCUUCCAGGCUCCUUCACUCUCCAGUCGUGGAGGCUCCGCACAACACUCAGGGUAUCACCACAGCCUCCCUUCCUCCCCCUACGCCUUCACGGCUGGACCUGAUGGUCAGAGGUUACCUCCAUCUGGCACCCUCUCCUCUGAGUAUCUGAACCAGGGUAACUCCAAGGUCCUCCUCCUCAUCUGCAACACAGCAGGAUCUGGCUCACAAGCUGUCAGGUUUGGGCCUCCAUUUCUUAUACUUGAGGACAGGAGUAUCUCCUGGGACCAGCUGCAUCAGAGCAUCCUCAGUAAGCUCUAUUAUCUGAUGCUGAAUGGAUCUCAGGCUCAGAAUGCUGGAGCGUUGUUUAAGAUCAGAGUGGUGGGAGGAUCGGCAGCCUACAGCUACCUGUCCCCACAGGACAGCAGGCCACUGUACCACCCUGCUGUUGACAGAGCUCUGAAGUUCUGCGGCCCAGGAGGACCCCCCCAUGUGAAGCUUGUUAUCGAAUGGGAGCCAAGCACCAAAGAAUGUUUAUUUGGCAGUAUCCAGGAGGAAGUAGUGAAAGAUGCAGAGAGCGUGAGGAACCAGCAGCAGCAGCACCUUCAGCAGCAUAGCUGUACCUUGGAUGAGUGCUUUAAGCUGUACACCAAAGAAGAACAGCUUGCACCAGAUGAUGCCUGGAAGUGCCCCCACUGUAAGCAGCUUCAACAGGGUAUGGUGAAGAUGAGCCUGUGGACUCUGCCAGACAUACUGAUCCUCCAUCUCAAGCGCUUCCGUCAGGUUGGAGAGCGAAGGAACAAGCUGUCAACACUCGUGCGUUUCCCUCUAACUGGUCUGGACAUGGCACCGCAUGUAGUGAAGCGAAGCCAGAGCAUGAAGAACCUGAAUAUGGGGCCAUCACCACCUUCCUGGAAACAGCACUCAGGCCAACCACACCAAGCUGCUGACAUGAUGCUUCCUCAUGAAUUCCUGUAUGAUCUUUAUGGUGUGUGUAACCAUCACGGAGGAAUGCAUGGAGGACAUUAUACUGCUUACUGUAGGAAUUCAGUGGAUGGUCAGUGGUAUAGCUACGACGACAGCAGCGUAGACCUGGUGCAAGAUGAGGAAGUGUGCACAAGGGGUGCUUACAUCCUUUUCUACCAGAGGCGAAACACCAUUCCCCCAUGGUCAGCCAGCAGCUCCAUCAGAGGCUCCACAAGUUCAUCAGUGUCAGACCACUGGCUAAUCAGGCUGACGGGGGACAGUAAGAGAGGCAGUCUGGUGUCUCAUGCAUCCACCACCUGUCCAUCUUCCUUACCUGACUCUCCAGAGUCUCCAGUCUUCCUGGACAAUGGCUUCAAAGAUGAAAGAGGUGGAUUUGAGAAGAGGCCAUUUGUCAGAGGUCUUCAGGGGCGCAGCAUGAGCCUGAGAGCCCCCAGCAAAAACAAGGAUACCUUGAGCAGAGUGCUUCCAAUGCGCUGGUCCUUUGGUUCCAAGGACAGACGAAAACCUGACCCAGUCCCUCCCCCUGAACCUGAUCCAGCCCCUGUAGAACUAGUACAGUACUUGGAAUCUGGUCGGCGUCCCCGGUGCACAAAGGAUCCGAUAGCGACAUUAAUGAAUGAACCACGCAGCACAAAGGAAGCUGCAAAGAGCCGUGUUGCAGCCAAUGUUCGUUCGUCUAGCGUUGGAAGUAUAAGUUGUGUGGGUAAGACAGGGGAGGAGCCGCCAUUUCUAAAGGUCCCAGAGGGCCAGAAGUGGCCAUCAGAUAAAGAAGCUAGUCUGAGACGUAGCAAGGGGAGCCAGGCUAAGGAUGAGAGCACUGUGAAUAUCAGGAGCAGCUCCAGCACUAACACUCUAACAAGGAGGAAGGAUGGAAGAAAACAGAGCUCCUCCAAAUCUUCACAGGAUACUGAGACAAAACAGAGAUCCAGUACUGGAGUUCAGCCCAGCUACAGCACACCCAGUCUCCAAGAUGGAACUCUGAGAAGACAAAAGGGAGACAGGGCUGAUAGGGAACGCCACAGCACACAAGAAGAAAACUCUAAGAACAAGAAAGCAGACGUGCCUAAGAGCCAUGACGGAAUACUGUCCUUCUUUAAAGGUAGCUUCCUGAAGAAGGAUAAAGAUUCAAGGAAACCCACUGAGGAUGAGUCAGGGAGAGCAGUAGUUGAAGAAGAAAGCAGAAGGACCUUGUCGAGGCCAUCUCUGUCCAAUGGAGCAGCAGGAGGCCGAACUGGAGAAGAAAGAGGCAAGUCCAAAAGCUCAGGCCAUGUGGUUAAUGAGCAGGUAAACGGUAAGGUGGGGCACAAAGCAACUGAAAUCAAACGUUCCCAGAGCUCCACCAACAUCCCAACAAAAGCAGAGCAGAGUGUGCGUAGGACAGCAUCUUUGCACCGUAAUGGGAUGUCAACAACGCCAGCAUCAUCACGCAGUCUGACAAGCGACAAACCAUCUCACGGCACCUUGCAGAGGACUCGUUACAGCACAACCUCACUGGGGCGCAAAAAGACAGUCCCCGAGUCCAGCUUCUAACACAGAGACACAUAAAGCCUUUUUCCUGAAAGAAAGUGAAGGACAUGAAAUCUCCAAGAUCAAAGCAAUAGUGCUCCAUUCACAGUAAUACGCCUUUUUUGUUCCUGGAAAAUUAACAGAGUCAAGUAGUUUGCUCCAUGUAAGACAUAGAAUAAAUGAAAGGUCCUCUAAUGCUCAAGAGGACAUUAAUGAGCAAAAUUAGGUGAUAUGACCUGUCCAUUAAAUAUGACAGAGAGUCCUUCUCCAUUCUAUUUCUACGACCCAAAUAAGUGCCUGAUCAGCCGAUAUGCAGUUUAGACCAAUUGGUUUGUGUCAGUUUAGAACUGAAAGCACGCAGCAGCACACCUACAAACAUACUGUACGAAUAUGUGUCUUAUUAAUGUAGUGUGAGCAUUGGAAGUCGCCACUCUGUUGCGAACUCUUACGGUUGCUGCUUAGAAUGAAGACACACUGAUUGUGUUCAUUUAUAAGAAUGUAUUGUGUCUACUUGAUAAACGGUGGUGCUUUGAGACCUAAAUCUCUGAAUAAUGUCAACUGUUUAUUUUUAACGUUUUUUUUAAAGCACAGUAUGUUUUAUUUUUUAAAGGAUUGAUUUUCUUUCUUUUUCCUAAAUGACCCAGUGUGCAGCAGCAGUUGAUUCAGUGAUUUACAGCUGACUAAGCAAACAUUUUAAAAACACUAUUGUCUACUGUGAAAUGUUAAAUGAAUACACUAUCCCUUAGUGUAUUAGUAAUAACAGUUGAAUAUUAAACUGUUUGUUUUCUUCUAUUGCUACUUUCAUGUACCCACAUCGUCGUGUUCCUUAAUGUUAAAUAAUUGUUUCCCAUGCUUUCCUAACACCGAUGACUGUCAACAGUUUAAUGUCACCAUUCAUAGAGGGGAGGACCACAAAAAGCAAAGCAAAAGAGAGUGACUUCUGCUUGUUACUAAAAAAAAAACCAAAAUAAUGUGGACACACAAAAUCCUGUCUUAUUGAAGCUGUGAUUGAGAGAAAAAUUCUGCCUCUCUGGGAAUCAUUUUUGAUUAAUGUACCUCCAAAAUUGAAGGUCUGUAAAAUUACUGGUUACUCUUUGAUAGCGGCUGUUUUUUACCAGAACUUGACAUUUACUUACUUAUGAAAUAGUGACUAUUUGGCCAGUAGGGGAAACGGACAGAAUAUACAAGGCAUGUAAGGUUAGGGAGCAGUGUUUGUUAUUCUAAGUAAAGAAAAUCUAUUCUAUGAAUCUAUAGAAGAGAAAUAGAGUAUGCAUUAUAAUAUGCAUUUUCCUUUAUUUAUAGAUUUAAUGUCUAUUUACUGUUGAAGUAAUGUUUUUGUUUAUUUUUUAAGUGUGGCACAGUAAAUACAUACAUAAAAAAAACAUAGUGGACAAGAAUUUUAUGUAACAUUAAUUUCUAUUAUUUAGGCUAAGCUAAUUUAGCUUAUUUAGCUUAAUUAGCUUAAAUAGCUAAUUUAGCCUAAAUCCAUCCUAAUGGUUUUGGAUAUUUUGCCUGUCCACAUGUUUUAUAUGUAGAGGCAAUAUAGUAUAUUAAUAUAUAUUAUCACACUCUCUUUUUGUUUUGUACAAAGACUUUUUUUUACCUUGCUACCUUUUCAAAUAUAUAAACAUCCUUCUUAUUUAAAUUGUUAGUUGGACUGCAUUUGGGCAAUAUAAAGUAGAGCGAACUGCUUAUCAAAAAAAUUCAAGGGCAACUUCCAGACAUCUGAACGCAGCAUAAUUAUUUAAUCCACCUUAUCUAGCUGUCCAGCAGAUCAACAUAAACUCACACUGCAGUUAGAAAAAGCCUUUCAUAAUGUGAAAUAAUAUAAUUUGAUGUUAGGUUUAUUGACUUCACAUCAACAGCACCUUGGUGCUCAACCCCGCAGCCUUCGAGAUUAUGAAUGGCCAAAUAUUCUGAUGAAGUAUUUCUAUCAAAAAUCCAGUUUAUUAUUGAACAAAUACCUUAGUGCAAUCCUCUCUUUGUAUUUAUAAUCACCAUGAAUAUACAGCUUUCUUCUAUUAUGUAGGAAUUAAAAAGCAGUAUCUCUUUUAUUGUACAAAAAUGUCUACUUUUACUUAAUCUUAAAAUCUGAAAACCAAUGAUAAUAUUUAGUAAACUAUCAGGCUAUACUGAUAGCAAAUAAUCUUAUAUUUAUGCCAAAUACACAUGUGCAAUUAUUUUUUCCUUCUUUCUUGACUAUAACUUUACAUCAGUGGGUUAUAUUAGAGAGCCCGUAUUAGAGUAUGGAACAAGCUUUUCUAUUUGUGUCUGUGUAAUGGUAGAAGGAGGUUUUUUUUGUUAUUAGCAGAAGUCUGUCAGAUUGUGGAAAGGUACAUCUAAGAGCUUAUGCACAUUUGACCAUGAGUAUUGCGCGAUUUUGUUUUGUGUUUUGAAAAGUAUAUACGGUUGAAGUAAACAGAUUGAGGCCUAAAAGCUUCAUUUGCUGCUAUAGGUAGCCUGUCGUAGUGCCUCUGUUAGAUGCCACAUGUCGAAACGCUGGACCGAAUGUUGAAGUACAAUCGAGGAGUUAAAGCAAACUCUUAUGGAAGUAGGUUUUCUAUGCACAUGUCACAAAUAGAGAAAUCUUUCUGUCAUUGUUUUGUUUACAAGUCAGACACUGGAUUUAAUAUUUUUUUAUGUCGUUAUCAAAAAUUCAAACGGCUGUUUCUUAUCGUCACUUACUUCUAAGUUGACAAAUAAGUUAUCUGAUGCAAGGGUUUGGUAGCUCUUCUAAAUACUUCUGUGUUUGUGUUAAAUGUUUUGGACAGAUCUGAGUUUACCUGUGAAGACUAUUUCCUUCCUCAGGAGCUACGUGAGGGAUGUCAGGCACUUAAUUGCACAUUUAUCACUCCAACCCACCCCCACCCACGUUCCUAUACUCCCAUUUUAAAUUCCUAUCAUCAAUGUUUGAAUUUUCUUUGCUUUUCGUAGUUUUCUCUGUGUUUACAAAACUAUUUUUUGUGGCCUUGAAGGUGCCUGCCUGGGCUUUCACUUCUGCAGAUCUUGUUUUGAGCCAAAAGAAAAAUCAUGUCGACAAAUAAUUUAGUGCUGAUUAGUUAUAAGUUUGGUAAGAGAUGUAACUUGACAUGGCAGAUAAGAUUUGUCGGUAUUUGCUUUAAAAUAUUUUAUUUUUUUUAAGGGUGUCUUCUUUUUAACAUUCGUUUGCAUUUCUUUAUUUGGUAGGGGGGAAAGAAAUUGUGCCAACAUUCAACUAGUCAAAGUUGCAGGCUUCGUUUUCUUCUGAAAUGUCAAAAGGGAUUGGUGGUGACUUUGUUUUGAUGAUGGCUGCUGCAUUUAUGUCCUCAACAGUAAUUCACAAAGACUGCUCAAACACACAAGUAGCACAUUCAACAAAAAGGCAGAAAUUGCUUCAAUUAGAGAGCUAAUAAAAUGACACAGGUUUGUGCUUUUUACAGACAUGCUCUCCUCAGCAGACUGACAAGUAUUCCUUUGUAUUUAACAUAACAAAUGCAAAGAUUCUUACAAUGUGGCCUGUGGUAUACAGUAAAAUGUGUGAAAUAUUUCCUUUCAACCAGUGAAACUGGCAUAAAGCCCAGGAGGUUAUUGAAACCUUUGCAAAUUCUCAACCUUUACAUCUAAAUACAUUGUGAAAGUAUAUUACAACUAUCAAUGAAAUAGCCGGUGUGUUAGAUGUGAGUCUGAAAAGUCUGUUUUGCUUCUCUCAAACCACAUGUGGCCACAUACAUGCAUAGUUUAUCAAACUGAGCACUUUUAUGUGGUAAGAGAUGUUUUUAUAUGCAAUUUUUCUACAUUUUCUAAGUAAAAUCUCUGUAUAUAUUUGUGGAUACACGCAGAGGGGGAUAUGUGCGCACGGGUGUGUGUGUAAGAGAGAAAUAAAUGAAUAAAUAUGGACGCAGAGCCUGCAUGGUGUAGUGUUUGGGAUUUUCCAUUGCAUUGCACAAGGUGGUUUUCACUACAGUUUCUGCUUAAAUUGUCCUCUGUACAUGAUGGUACAUUAUAUAUAUAUUUGAUAUAUUAUAUUUUUCAGUACAAUAAAAAUGUGUUAUUUAUUACUAUGGUCUUCAGUAAGCCACUUUUAAAU
Maylandia zebra (zebra mbuna) is the source of this 8019-nucleotide messenger RNA. It is a transcript of the gene usp43a, whose product is annotated as ubiquitin specific peptidase 43a. Gene Ontology annotation, biological process: protein deubiquitination. Gene Ontology annotation, molecular function: cysteine-type deubiquitinase activity. Lineage: Eukaryota; Metazoa; Chordata; Actinopteri; Cichliformes; Cichlidae. The record is from RefSeq and is a predicted model, not a curated record.